This is a messenger RNA of Ochotona curzoniae (black-lipped pika), 993 nucleotides long. It is a transcript of the gene CUNH10orf62, whose product is annotated as chromosome unknown C10orf62 homolog. The record is from RefSeq and is a predicted model, not a curated record. Lineage: Eukaryota; Metazoa; Chordata; Mammalia; Lagomorpha; Ochotonidae. The transcript has 3 exons. The coding region runs from base 1 to 993 and encodes 330 amino acids.
AUGGCCCUCCUGCUGGGGAGCGGAGGCCUCAUUAUGUGGGCACAGCACAAGUGGAGACAGAAGACAGACCUAGAGUCUGUACAGGCCAAGCCCAAGCCCUCAGAGUGCCACAGAGCACAGACCCAGAGCUGGAUCAAGUCUCACUUUAGCUGCCUUUCUGAAGAAAAGUUAACUCCCGAGCUCUGUGUCAGUGCCAUCAGCGAUGCUGUGCCGAGGGGCAGCGGGAGCCAGGAAGCUAGCACCACUAUCCACAUGGAGACCUUUACCACACAACCGGGAGACACGGGCACAGCUCUGCGCAGGGAGUCCUUCACCAGCAGACGGAAGAUAUCUGGGACCUCGGUGAUCAAAGAGACCCAAAAGGAGUCUGGAAGAUCCCCAUCCAUGGAUGAAGCCACGUGGGCCACCGUGGCUGCCUGCACCAAGGAGAUUGACACCAAGGGGCGGCACCUGGCUAACUCCAUGCUGCAGCGGGCCACAGCGUACCAGCACUCAGGCCGCCUGGAAUCCAGGGACAUCACGCAGGAGGAGCUGAAGGCCCUCGAAGAGGUGGAAAUGAAGCUCAAGAGCAGUUUCCUCACUCGUCGGGAGACCACCAUAGCUGGUGCCAAUCAUUCGCACACUUUAUAUGGCCGCAGUCACUAUGGCCACCAGAACCAGCAGGGUCAUCCAAGUCACCUGAGCCAUGUUGGUCAUCCAGGUCAGCCAGGCCACCGGGGACACCACAAGAGCCACCUAGGCCAACAGAGCCACCCAGGCUACCAGGGUCAGGCAAGCCAACAGAGCCACCCAGGCCACCAGAGCCAACUAGGCCACCAGGGUCACCCAGGCCAACAGAGCCACCCAGGCCACCAGAGCCAUCCAGGCCACCAGAGCCACCCAGGCCACCAGGGUCACCCAGGCAACCAGGGACAGCCAAGCCACCAGAGCCACCAAAGCCACAGUCUGCCCAACCACAGCUACCAGAUCUGCAAUUCCCUUGAAGCCACCUAA